Messenger RNA from Cannabis sativa, 1053 nucleotides. RefSeq names its product protein FAR1-RELATED SEQUENCE 4-like. NCBI's taxonomy places the organism in Eukaryota, Viridiplantae, Streptophyta, Magnoliopsida, Rosales, Cannabaceae. The transcript is spliced from 3 exons. The record is from RefSeq and is a predicted model, not a curated record. The coding region runs from base 1 to 1053 and encodes 350 amino acids.
AUGAAACACAAUUAUGGGGUCAGAAUGAACUACAUGAAAGCAUGGAGAAGCAAAGAGCACGUGCAAGAAGAAUUACGAGGAAAAGCCAACGAAUCAUACAGGUUGCUGCCCGGUUUUUUGCACAUGUUGCAAAAAACUAAUCUCGGAACAAUAGUGCACGUGAAAACAAAGGAUGACAACAGCUUCAACUACUUGUUUGUCGCACUGGAUGCAUCAAUAAAAGGAUGGAAGAAAUGCAAACCUAUAAUAGUUGUUGACGGAACUUUCCUUAAAUCAACAUAUGGAGGUACACUGCUCUCUGCUUGUACACAGGAUGCAAAUGGGCACAUUUUUCCACUAGCUUUUUCUGUUGUGGAUUCAGAAAACAACAACUCAUGGCAAUGGUUUUUCACAAAAGUGAGAGAAACAUAUGGGAUUAGAGAGGAACAGUGCUUGAUCUCAGAUAGACAUGAGAGCAUAAGUAAGGCAGCUUGUCAAGUAUUUCCAGAAAUCACACAUUGCUAUUGUGUAUACCACCUGUUAAGCAACCUAAAAGCAACCUUCAAGAAGAAUGCAAGCAAGCUGGAUAAACCAUUGUUCGCUGCAGCCAGAGCAUACACAGAGAGGAAAUUUGAAUACCAUAUGAGCGAGUUGGACAGCUUGGACAUCCAUGUAAGACCAUAUUUACAACAAGUUGGAUACCACAAAUGGUCAAGAUACCACUGCAAAAACAACAUGUAUUCAACUAUGACUUCAAACAUUGCUGAAUCUCUAAAUGCAGCAAACUUGGCAGCUAGAGAGCUACCAAUCACAACACUGAUGGAGUCAUUGAGAGCAUUGAUUCAACAAUGGACAUACACAAACAGGAAAAAAGCACAGAAAACAACAACAUUUUUAACACCUACAGCAGAAAAGAAAUUAGUCGACAACUUUGUGGAAUCAUUGACAGAAAAUGUAAAACCAAUAAACGAGACCAUGUUCGAAGUCAUUGAACUAACCAGAUCAUGGGUCAUCAACCUCAAGGAGAAAACAUGCAGUUGCAACAGAUUCCAACUUGAUGAGUUACGGAGAUGA